Aspergillus ruber CBS 135680 is the source of this 786-nucleotide messenger RNA. RefSeq lists its product as uncharacterized. Lineage: Eukaryota; Fungi; Ascomycota; Eurotiomycetes; Eurotiales; Aspergillaceae. The record is from RefSeq and is a predicted model, not a curated record. Bases 1 to 786 code for a protein of 261 amino acids. The transcript is spliced from 2 exons.
AUGUCGAAUGAUACGCGGCCAUGCUACUACCCAGACCAUACUGAAGCUACGGCUGAUGUUCCUUGCACGGGUGAUAAAUACACUUCAUGCUGCCUCGAAUCCGACAUUUGUCUGUCCAAUGGAUUCUGUAUAGCCAUCACAACUCAGCCCUUUGUGGUAACGCGCGGGAGCUGUACAAACCAGGGCUGGGAUUCUGGGUGUCCCACUCAUUGUGCUGAAAAUAGUGACAAUCCAAGUAAUGGUUUUGGUCUGUCUAUCCUCAAGAUCCAGAAUGGCAAAACGGAGUACUGCUGCGGCAUGCCGGCUAAUGACAGCAAUGGCAAUGACGUUUGUCCGAAUAAUGAGCCAUCAUUCACGUUGGAUGCGGCUCAUGCAGUCCCUGGUCGCGCGCUCCUGAGCAAUUUGUCCAACUUUUAUGUUUCAGGCUCAGUACCGUCUUCCCCUGCAUCUCCAUCUCUUCUCCCGAAUUCUACAGCAUCUACGAGCACCGGCAAUAAUGGCACAAACCAUGACGUUGCAAUAGGAAUUGGCGUUGGAAUUCCACUGGGGGCAAUUGCAUUGGUAUCGCUAGCAUGGGCGUUCUUUGAGCGGAGGCAAGCACGGACUUCAAAUGCAAAACUAGCGGCAGUGAUAAGUGGUGAAUUGCAGCAUAUACCUCCCACAAAUGGAUAUAAGACGAGUCGACAGAAUAACAAUAUGGCAGUUGAGCUGGGAGCAAUGCAUACAAUGCCAGCGGAAUUGGAACAAACGCAUUCGGUACCAGAGCUUAUGGGAAGAGUGCGAUAG